Messenger RNA from Heterocephalus glaber (naked mole-rat), 1057 nucleotides. The record is from RefSeq and is a predicted model, not a curated record. Lineage: Eukaryota; Metazoa; Chordata; Mammalia; Rodentia; Bathyergidae.
GAGUGUAACUUUAUCAAUGUGUGAAUCUGCCCAUUCUGUGGCAUGUUAUGUGCCUGUACUUCUUAAGCCUAAUGUAUUACAUGAGCUGAAAGUCUUAGCACCUAAGUGGCUCUGGGCUGCAGUCUCCAUGGCUCCUGCACGUUCACCUAUCACCCUCCCUCUGUGCCUGUGUCUGCUGCUGGCAGCUGGCUUUGCCCAGGCAGGCAGGCUGCUGAUGGUGCCCAUGGAUGGGAGUCACUGGUUCACCAUGCGCUCGGUGGUGGAGAAACUCAUCCAGAGAGGGCAUGAGGUAGUCUCAGUCAUGCCAGAGGUGAGUUGGCAACUGGGAGAGUCGCUGGAUUUCACAGUAAAGACUUACUCAACUUCUUAUACUCUGAAGGAUUUGGACCAGGGGUUUAAGGUUUUUGUUGACACUCAAUGGACAACUGCAGAACAAAGUAUUUAUUCUAUAGCAACAGGUUCAUCCAAAGGAUUUUUUGACAUCACCUUUUCACGUUGUAGGAGUUUGUUUAAUGAGAAGAAAUUAGUUGAAUACUUAAAAAAUACUUCUUUUGAUGCAGUGUUUAUGGAUCCUUUUGAUGUGUGUGGCUUAAUUGUUGCCAGAUAUUUUUCACUCCCAUCUGUGGCCUUUGCCAGAGGAGUAUUUUGCCAUUAUCUUGAAGAAGGUGCGCAGUGCCCUGCUCCUCUGUCUUAUGUUCCCCGCCUCCUCUCUGGCUUAUCAGAUGCCAUGACUUUCAAGGAGAAAGUAAAGAACCACCUUUACCAUGUGGAGGAGCAUUUAGUUUGCCCUUAUUUUUUUAAAGAGGCCUUAGAGAUUGCCUCUGAAAUUCUCCAAGCACCUGUGACAGCAUAUAACCUCUUCAGCCAACCAUCAAUUUGGUUGUUACGCACAGACUUCAUUCUGGACUAUCCCAAACCUGUGAUGCCCAACAUGGUCUUUGUUGGUGGAAUCAACUGCCAUCAGGGAAAGCCCUUGUCUAAGGUAUGUUAUCUCUCUCCCUUGGCACAUGAAGGAUAACCUGAAUUUGCACGUUAAUUAAAAAGAUUCUUAACUGAA